Molecule: messenger RNA, 1527 nt
Organism: Didymodactylos carnosus
Lineage: Eukaryota; Metazoa; Rotifera; Eurotatoria; Philodinida; Philodinidae
Source: the annotation of a GenBank genome assembly
AUGAAUGUGAAAGAGGAGUGCUGUCGUUGGAAUUCUUGGAAUCAUUUCGGUUGUUCCAUUAAUGAAAAACUUAUAAAAGCCACAACAGAUGCACUCGUGAUCAGUGGACUUGCAGCAGCUGGCUAUGAAUACAUCAACUUAGAUGAUUGCUGGCAAAUAAGUCGAGAUGCUGAUGGAAUUAUUCAACCCGAUCCACAAGCUUUUCCAAGUGGUAUUGCCGCCCUUGCUGAUUAUGUGCAUUCAAAAAAAUUAAAAUUCGGUUUAUAUUCAGAUGCUGGUUAUAAGACAUGUGGUGGACGCCCAGGUUCGCUUGGGUUUGAGAUAAAGGAUGCAAACACCUAUGCAUCAUGGCAAGUUGAUUAUCUCAAAUACGAUAAUUGUAAUACAGAUCAAACGAUUCCGGAAAAACGUUAUCCGGUAAUGAGAGAUGCAUUAAAUGCUACUGGUCGACCGAUUUUUUACUCAAUGUGUGAAUGGGGAGUUGAUGAUCCAGCCUUGUGGGCAGCUACUGUGGGCAAUUCGUGGCGUACAACCGGUGACAUCAGUGAUAAUUGGAAUUCAAUGAUUUCAAACAUAGAUAUCAACGAUCGUUAUGCUGAUCAUGCUGCACCUGGCGGAUGGAAUGACCCAGAUAUGCUCGAAGUUGGAAAUGGUGGAAUGACAAAUACUGAAUACAUAUCACAUUUUAGUAUAUGGGCUAUAUCGAAAGCACCGCUGUUAAUCGGAUGUGAUGUAACAAAAAUAAGUCAAGAUACAUUGAAUAUUCUAACAAAUCCAGAAGUAAUCGCUAUUAACCAAGAUUCGUUGGGUGCGCAAGGAAAAAAAGUGGCGACUUAUUCAGCUCGAUACAGCAAUACGACUAUAACCAGUGUUGCGAUAGCACCCUGCUUAGCAGAGGAUAAUAAUUUAAAACAACAAUGGGAAUAUGAAAGUUCGGAUGACAGUAUUCGAAGUAAAGUAGAUGGUAGAUGUUUGCAAGUACAUGAUUAUACAUUAAUGACGUCGAGUGACAAAGAAGCAGCAUCUAUUGUUGUUGGUCUCUGCACAAUAGGUGAACCGCAAAUGCCGUGCAAUUCGUUGAAUCAACAAUGGAAAGUAACUUCAACGAUCGACGGUGAAAUGCAAACAUUUUUAGAUGGAAAGUGUUUGGAUGUUUACGGAAAUACUGGUCCAGGUGUGGAUGCAUUUAGUUGUAAUAAACAAGAUAAUCAAAAAUGGAACUGGAAUUCACAAGAUUCCACCGUACGAAGUAAAUUAAAUGGAAAUUGUUUAACAGUUCAACAAGAAUUAGAAGUAUGGGCCGGACCGCUAGCAGAUGGAUCACUAGCUGUUAUGCUAUUGAACCGAGGUGUUAGUAAUGAACCAAUGACAGUGAAAUGGACAGAUAUUGGAUUGAAAGCACAACAGUCUGCACUCGUUCGAGAUUUAUGGAAACAUAUGGAUUUAGGAACAUUUACUGGUAUGUAUGCUGAACCAAUGGUUCAGUCGCACGGUGUUGUCAUGCUGAAAAUAACACCGAUAAAGUAA